UCUCUCCUUUUCCAUUAAUGCCAAUGGCAAAACUAAUUAGGAACAUCAUCAAAACUCUCUCCUUCUUCUUCUUUCUCCUCGCCGCAACCGCUCCUUCACUCUCCUCCGCCACCUCCGCUACAGACACCUUCGUCUUCGGCGGCUGCUCCCAGCAAAAAUUCUCUCCGGCGUCUGCUUAUGAGUCAAACCUCAACUCUCUUCUCACUUCUCUAGUUAACUCAGCCACAUACUCUUCCUACAACAACUUCACCAUCAUGGGCUCUUCCUCCACCGACACAGCCCGUGGCCUCUUCCAAUGCCGCGGCGACCUCUCCAUGCCGGACUGUGCCACGUGUGUGGUACGUGCCGUCUCUCAAGUAGGUCCUCUUUGCCCUUUCACUUGUGGUGGAGCCCUCCAACUAGCUGGCUGCUACAUCAAGUACGAUAACAUCAGCUUCCUUGGCCAAGAAGACAAGACCGUUGUCCUUAAGAAAUGUGGACCCUCUGAGGGUUAUAACACCGACGGUAUCAGCCGGAGGGACGCCGUUCUCACUGAGCUAGUCAACGGUGGAGGGUAUUUUCGAGCGGGAGGGUCCGGUGAUGUUCAAGGUAUGGGACAGUGUGUAGGAGAUCUAACGGUGUCAGAGUGCCAAGAUUGUUUAGGAACGGCCAUCGGACGGCUUAAGAAUGAUUGUGGCACGGCCGUCUUCGGAGACAUGUUCUUGGCUAAGUGUUACGCAAGAUAUUCCACUGAUGGUGCACAACACUAUGCCAAGUCUCAUAGUUAUAAAACAAACUACGGUGGAGAAAGGACAUUCGCGAUCAUCAUAGGACUACUAGCUGCGGUUGUUCUUCUAAUCAUCUUCCUUCUUUUCCUCAGAGGUGUUUGCAGUCGCGGAGGUAAAUAAAUGUCAAAGUUCUGAGGAUUCGCAAGAGCGUGGAUCUCAAAGAAGCAAAAAUUCCAGAUGAGAUGUAUAUCGCUUUGGAUUCUGUCAAAACUUUAUUUCUUUUUUAUUUUUCUACUUUUUCAGAUUAAUUUUAAUUAUUUUGUUUCGAUUGUUGUUACAUAAUACUUGUGAUAAUAAUUAUUUUAAAUGAAA
Molecule: messenger RNA, 1079 nt
Organism: Arabidopsis arenosa
Lineage: Eukaryota; Viridiplantae; Streptophyta; Magnoliopsida; Brassicales; Brassicaceae
Source: the annotation of a GenBank genome assembly